Molecule: messenger RNA, 2705 nt
Organism: Andrographis paniculata
Lineage: Eukaryota; Viridiplantae; Streptophyta; Magnoliopsida; Lamiales; Acanthaceae
Product: pollen receptor-like kinase 2
Exons: 3
Coding region: 397-2373 (658 amino acids)
Biological process (GO): protein phosphorylation
Molecular function (GO): protein kinase activity; ATP binding; protein binding
Source: RefSeq, a predicted model, not a curated record
GUCUCUGGCACGCAGACGAGCAAACGAAGCCCUGCAAAAUCGGGGAGGCUCAAUUUGACGGUUGGCUGGCAGCCAUUGUUACAGAAUUAAUUAAGCAAUCAAGCUUUCUCUCUUUCUCUCUCUGGUCUGUCUGUCUGUCUGUGGCUCUCGCUCCUCCUUCCUCUUCCAGUUCUAAUUCUUCUUCAAUUCUCCCCCAAUCACAAUACCUUCCUUCCUUCCUUCCAUUUCCGUUUCUAAAUAUUUCCCAAACAUUCACUGUAAUUCCACACCAAUUUCAUCACAUCCACUCAUUCAUACACCUAUACAUACAGAAUUCCUUAUAUAUAUACAUAUAUAUAUUAAUUGGUGGUUAAUUAGGUUAGCAGAUCUUCGAUAGGUAGUCCGCCGGAAUCAACAAUGCGGACGGGCGCGCAAGCAGCUGCUGCAGCCUAUCCUGUGCGCCCAUGGAUAUCCUCGAUUAAUUUCUUCUUCUUCUUCUUCUUCUUCGCCGUGAUUUUGAUUCUGUCUUCGUCGUCGUCAAUUUGUUGUUCCGCGGAGGAAUUGGGGGUGGAUCAGGUGGAGGUGCUGCGGCGGUUCAAGGCGGCGCUGAAUGGCGCAGGAGAGCCGGCGCUCGCCGACUGGAACGCCAAUCCGGCGCCGCCGUGCGAGGGGAACGUCGGCCGGUGGCGCGGCGUCCUCUGCUUCGGCGGUCACGUGUUCGGCCUGCAGCUCGAGAACAUGGCGUUGUCUGGGAGGAUCGACGUCGACGCGCUGGCGCCCCUCCGGUCGCUGCGGACGCUGAGCUUUAUGAGCAAUAAGUUUGAGGGAGCGAUGCCGGACUGGAAGAAGCUCGGAGCGUUGAAGUCGCUGUUCCUGUCGAAUAAUGGAUUUUCCGGCGAGAUCGCCGACGACGCGUUUAGAGGGAUGACGUCACUGAAGAAGGUUCAUUUGGCGAAUAAUAAAUUUUCCGGUCCGGUUCCGACGUCUCUGGAGUCGCCGAAGCUGAUUGAGCUCCGGCUUGAGAAUAACCAGUUCAUCGGAAAGAUACCGGAGAUUAGCUCCGACCAUCUGAAGGUGUUGAAUGUGUCUAAUAAUCAGCUCGAAGGCCCUAUUCCCCUUGAUUUACAGAAAUUGAAUCCCAAAUCCUUCGCAGGAAACAAGGCACUAUGUGGCCCGCCUUUGGACACCCAAUGCCCGGGUGGAAUGGAAGCUGCCUUCGCCGGAAAUAAGGGCUCUUCGGUAAAAAUUGCUCUAAUCGCCGCUGCCUGCCUGCUCGGUCUCAUUCUUCUCAUCAUCCUCCUCGUCCUCCUCCGCCGGUCGAAGAAACAAGAGCCUAACCUCGGCCAACCGGAAGCCACUCCUGUCGGCGGCGUCGACCGCAACGCCGCCGCCGCGAGAGCAGUAGUCGCCGAGGCGGCAGCAAUCACCGCCGCCAAAAAGUCCGAGCAAUCCGCCGCCGCAGCACACCAACAAACCGCCGGCGGCGGCGCCGGAAGACUUACCUUCGUUAACGAAGAGCGUCGCAAAUUCGAUCUCCAGGACCUGAUGCGCGCGUCGGCGGAAGUCCUCGGUAGCGGCAACUUUGGCGCCUCCUACAAGGCGGUGCUCGUCGACGGCGAAGCUCUGGUCGUCAAACGCUUCAAGCAAAUGAACAACAUCGCCAAAGAAGACUUCCACGAGCACAUGCGGCGGCUCGGCCGCCUCAAACACCAAAACCUCCUCCCCUUGGUAGCGUACCUCUACCGCAAGGAGGAGAAGCUUCUAGUCUUCGAUUACGUCAGCAACGCCAGCUUGGCAAAGCACCUUCACGGAAAACACUCUGAGGACCAUCCAGGUCUCCCAUGGCCGGCGCGGCUCAAAAUCAUAAAAGGCGUGGCGAAAGCCCUAAUCUACCUCCACAACGAGCUCCCAAGCCUAACGGUUCCCCACGCGCACCUCAAAUCCUCAAACGUCCUCCUCGACGAGGAAUUCAAUCCUCUGUUGAUGGACUACACUCUGGCGCCGGUGGUGAACCCUAGCCAGGUGCAGCAGGUGCUGGUGGCGUACAAGUCGCCGGAGUACACGACACAGUACCGUGUCUGCAAGAAAACAGACGUGUGGUGUUUGGGGAUACUGAUUUUGGAAGUGGUGACGGGGAAGUUCGUAAUCGCGCAGGGCUGCGGCCACCACUCGGCGGAUCUGGCCGGGUGGAUCCACGCGAUCGUGCAGGAGGUGAGCAAGGACGGACGGCAGGCGUUUGAUAAAGAAAUGGCGGUGGCGUCGGAGAAAGGUAGAGCCGCUGUGGAGGAGUUGCUGCAAAUCGGAAUAGCUUGCUGCGAGGAGGAUUUGGAGAAGAGGUUGGAAUUGGAGGAGGCGGUGAAGAAGAUCGAGAACCUUCGAGAAGAGGAAGAAUAACGGUAAGAAGGAGGAGACUGGAUUCAGAGGAGACACACUGACUGACUGACUGACGGACGAAUUAUAAUAUAUAAUGGUGGCAAGUGUUCAUUCAUUUGUUUUAAUCUUCAUAUUAUUGUUGUUGUUGCGUUUGGAUUUGUGUGAUUGAUUGUUAGUAUAUAAUUAUGUGUGUGUGUGUGGUGGAAAUAUAAUUAUGUUGAAGUUAAAGUACUAAUGGAUGUGAAUUAUGUGUUUAUUGUUUUAAUUAUGUGUAAUGACUUCAUGGUGCGGCAUAUUUUCACUAAAAUUUUAGUGAAUACAAGUGCAUGUAAAUAUUAGACCAACAAAUUCAA